Molecule: messenger RNA, 4598 nt
Organism: Vespa velutina
Lineage: Eukaryota; Metazoa; Arthropoda; Insecta; Hymenoptera; Vespidae
Product: AMMECR1-like protein
Exons: 4
Coding region: 228-923 (231 amino acids)
Source: RefSeq, a predicted model, not a curated record
AGGACGAAGAGCAGUAGCAGCAGUAGAGACGAAGAGACGUGCGUGUGUACAGGUCGUAGACCGGCCGUGUCUGUCUGUCUCUGUCUCUCUCUCUCUCUCUCUCUUUCUCUCUCUUUCUAUACCUUUUUGUCUUUGUCAGUCUCUCUCUCUCUCUCUCUCUCUUUCUCCUUCUCUCUCUUCUUACUACUAUAGUGCAGUGAGCAGUCGCGAGAGUCGAGCCAGGAAAGAUGGCUGCUGGCUGUUGUGGAACGAAGAAGCAAAAGCUGAAUAACUCGACCAGCAUUCCGUGCAAUGGCUCGGCCGUAUUGCAAAACGGCACCCAGAUACGCUAUUCCACGAUAGUCCAACCGGAAAUGGGUUUCUUUUGCUUCGACGUACUUUACUGCCAACUACAUCAACUUGACCCUCCAAAAACGCCCAACUUCAGCAACGAUGCAUUCCCAUUAUUCGUAACUUGGUCUAUUGGAAAAGACAUGAGAUUAAGAGGCUGCAUCGGUACAUUUAAUGCUAUGCAUUUACAUGCCGGAUUAAGAGAAUACGCUACUACUAGCGCAUUUAAAGAUUCUCGAUUCAAUCCGAUAACAAGAGAGGAAUUGCCACGCUUGCAUGUAAGCGUAUCUAUCCUUAGAAACUUUGAAGACGGGGUGGACUAUUUAGAUUGGGAAGUUGGAGUUCAUGGAAUUCGUAUAGAGUUCCAUAAUGAAAAGGGUAAUAAGCGGACGGCUACUUACUUGCCUGAUGUAGCACCGGAACAAGGAUGGGACCAGAUACAGACAAUAGACUCCCUGCUGCAUAAAGGUGGUUAUAAAGGAUUGGUAACUCCAGACAUUAGACGUAGUGUGAAGUUAACUCGUUACCAGAGUGAGAAGGUCACCGUAAGCUAUCAAGAUUAUAUGACACAUUGGCACUGCCGAAGGUGCUAGCAGCUGGCCUGGGGUCCACCACAAGGGCCCCUACCUUCUCAAACUUCUGUCGCAGUUCGUUAUAACAAUACAGAAACAACAUCCCAUUUUCAAUACAAUAAUAGCAAUCAAUACAAUCCGUUUGUGGCCAGUCAGCAGCAUACAUUAGUGAUGGUACAACCUAAUCAUCCAUCGUUCAUACAUCCACUUCCCAUGCCUCCUGUUUCUCCCGUUGUGGUACCUGUUCAAGAUUAUCCAUCUUUUUGGUGGGAUCGUGCAGGACCUUCCUUUCCUCCUCCACAUUCACAUCCUCGUACGCACCGAUAUACAACACAAGAAAAUAUGGAUCGUGGGGUGCGCAAGCGAAAAUGACAUUGGAGGCGGCUGUUACUUGCAAUCUUUCACUGUUUGAAGUGGUGCCUAUUGUAUUUUGUAUGUUUUAGCAUACACAGUCUCCCCUUUAUGAUACCAUACAGUCCUCCCUGAGGAUGAUAGAACCUACGAGUAUGAUGGCAAUAUUUUUACUUAAAAUAUAAUUCCUAUAUUAACUAUAAAUAAGUUCAUUACUUAUUUAAUAUUGAACUGAACUAAAAUAUCAAUUGGAUAAUGAAAUUAAUCAUUAAUGAUGAUGUCUUUGAAAUGUAUUUAACAAGUAUGAGAAGUUAGAGCUAUUUCUUUUUCUCUCUCUCUCUCUCUUUCUCUCUCUUUCUCUCUCUAAAGUAAUAUCAAGCGAGAUGAUAUGCCAGAGCUAAUGAAAUAGUAUUUAAUUAUUAAACGAAUCUUAGCACUUAAUAUGCGUUUAUGCUCUUUACACAUGAUUAACUCUGCCAUCAUACUAACGGAUCUACAUUGAUAUUUUUAUCUGCAAUGUAUGGGUGAUAUAAGUAAUUACAUAGCACAGCAAAGAUAUACAUCUCUUUAAAACUGUACAAAUUUGAUCAAAGAUAUAUGUCUUUGUAUUAUUACAUAUAUUGCAAGAAAUAUAGAAUAUUAAUAUUAUAUAUAUAUAUAUAUAUAUAUAUAUAUAUAUAUAUAUAUAUAUAUAAACAAAAGGUGUGUGAAAAGAUGCUUUUUGUAUCCUUUGAAUUUCUGUUUUGUUAAUUGGAGUAUAUAAUUAGAUUACAAUAUGUUUCAUAAUGCUGUUAAAUAUUUUUAUGAGCAAUUGUAAUUGUUAUGGAAAAAAAAAAUUACUCUAUCUUUGUCGGUAUAAAUUACUAAUACUAACGUUGUUUUCCUUUUUUUUCUUUUUCAUUUUUUUUUUUUUCUUAAAUAUUUUAAAAAUUCAUAAAAAUAAGUAAAAAAUUUAAUUUGAAUUUCUUUCCACUGUUCAAUUUGUUUCUAACAGUGUGACAGUAAUUUUUACGUUAAGUAUGACAAUGUUAAAACGGCUAAAUAGAAUUUCUUUGUACUAAUGGUAUAAAUAAAUAUGUCUGUUAUAUUAAUUAGAUUGUAUUAGAUCGUUCAUUGACGUUGUAUCAUUUUGUUGGACAUAAAAUAUAAAUCCCUCAAAAUGUAUUUAGCUAAUGUAAAUAUAAUCUGUAAAUUGUCUAACAUAGUUUAUACCAUUGCUACAUCGAAGUUUAUUUUAAAAAAUCGUAGUUGUAAUAUAGUCCAGCGUUUUAUUGCAGCAAAGAAGUUUUGCUAUUGAUGAAAAGUAUCGAUAAAUAUGGGGUACAUAAAUACUGUACUUUCUAACGUACAGCUUAGGCUUAUAAGAUACAUCUCAAUUAGUCUCUUAAAAUAUACCACUUUAAGAGGUUCAAAGAUAACUUUAUUAAGAUUAUUGUUAUCUUGCUCAAUAUUAUACAAGUUCAGCUUACAACUUAACAGAGAGAAAUUUUAAAAACAAUACCUCUAGAGAACACGGAGGUAUUCUAAAUGUGUAAUAUAAAAUAUUUGCAGAAUGGGACCUCUACUGUAAAUAAGCAAUGGACUGCACUAUGACUAUAGAGAAAAAGAAAAUGUUAAUUUCUAGCUGUAAUAUAGAUUUAAGGUACUAACAAAAAAAAAAAAAUGACGAUCUCAUUGUGAUUUUGAUUAUUCUGCGAAUUGUGAUCGUAAAUUCAUGAAUUCUUGUACAUUAUAUAGUUGCAUUAUAUGGCUACCUAUAAUACAAAAGAAAAAAAAAAUAGAAAGAGAAACAAAUAGUACUUCAAUGCAUAUAUAUAUAUAUAUAUAUAUAUAUAUAUAUAUAUAUAUAUAUUAUUUCUAUUUUGAAAGAAAAGUUUCAACUGUAUUAUGAUUUAGAUGGUUUAUAUGCCAAAUGCAGCUAUUAAUGUACUACGAACUAGUAAUGCAUUUUAGACUAUUAUCGUAUAAAAGUGCGUCUGGCAGAAAUUUGCAAGAAAUAAUUGGCGUCCUAUUCUUCCACGUGUUAAUGUCCUCUCUUUACUUAGAUUCCUCCAGUUACUCCGUGGCUGGUUUCAUUCACUGCCAAUUUAUUCAUUGUUGUGUCAUUUACAUAAGCAAAGCUUGCUAAGACUAAAGAAAUCGUGUUGUUACACUUUUGUUAAUCAAUGUUUUAACUUAACAUUUGAUGUUAUUACUUACAUUAUUACAUUACAUUAUUAUUACCAAGGUAGCUUGCUAGUUUUUGAGAUCUCCAUACCACUCAAAAGCCUCGACAAGAUGUCCAACCAACUGCCAGUAUCAUACUUAAUCGUAGAUUUAUCGGCAAAUCAAAUUAAAAAAAAAAAAUAUAUAUAUAUAUAUAUAUAAACUGAAUUAGGCUGUGGAAUCCUAAUUAAGUCAAUGAUAGUAACGCUACCUGUACGUACGGUGUACAUAUCGUAUCAUUGAUAGUAUCUUUUAGUUCAUAAAUGUCAAUGGAGAAUAGCAAAGAAGAUAAAUAUCUGAUGCAUUUCCAAUGGUAAUUAUUUUCUUUUUUUUUUUUUUUUUUUUUUUUUUUUUUUUUUUUUCUCUUUUUUCUUGUUUUUCUUCUACAUAGAGCCUAGUUCUUGAAAUCUAUGAAAGUUUUUAAAUAUGUUAAAGUCCCAAAUCCUAAUAGAUAAAAAUAUUUACAUAAUUCUUUAUGCGAAUUAUGUUUAUCAUACAGAUUGAACUACUUUUUUAAUAGUUGCUUCUCAUCUUAUUAAUUAUAUUUAUACAUGCAUAACAAAAUGAUGCUGCUUAUAAAUCAGAAAGAUUUCAUGCACCUUAUUCUAUUUCAUUAAAUAUUUUCUGAAUCUCAUUAUGACAAUACUUGUUCAAACAUAAUUCGAUUACCUUUAAAACGGUAUGUCUUAUGCACUUGCAUUAGCUUCGACGACUAUUAUAUUGGUAAAAAUAAUUAAUGGUGAUAUUCCUAUUCAAUUUCAACACUGUUUGUUAUGCAUAAAUGAUGCCAGAAUUUUUCCGUAUAAACCUACGUGUGUUGCAUGGAUAAGAUUUAGGAUUUUAACAAUUACAUUCAAAAUUUUUUAAGUAAAUAUGGCAUAUAGUUACUGUACAAGACAGCGAAUCUUAAUAAUUUGAAAGACAUAAUAUUACAAAAUGUACUGUGCCUAAGCCUGUUGUUAAAAUUGGUUUAUAUACCGCCUACAAAAUAAAGACAACAGCAAUGCAUAGUGCACACUAGCACAGUAAGUCCAUUAGAACGAGCAACUUUGGCAGACAACUAAAAAUAAUUAAAUAUAUUAAUAUCAACUUAUAAUGCAAAGGGGAUGAAGGAAUAAAUACAUUUUAUAUUGUCACACA